Messenger RNA from Dufourea novaeangliae, 828 nucleotides. RefSeq lists its product as uncharacterized. The transcript has 6 exons. Bases 22 to 828 code for a protein of 268 amino acids. NCBI's taxonomy places the organism in Eukaryota, Metazoa, Arthropoda, Insecta, Hymenoptera, Halictidae. Gene Ontology annotation, biological process: regulation of actin filament polymerization; negative regulation of apoptotic process. The record is from RefSeq and is a predicted model, not a curated record. Gene Ontology annotation, cellular component: mitochondrion; sarcoplasmic reticulum; actin cytoskeleton.
GUAAGACGGGUGCACAUAAGAAUGCCAUUCUGGAAUUUCAUUCGUGAUGUAUUUGGUGGAAAAAAUUCGGAAGAACCCAAAACCAGUGGGUUCUUCGACUGUCGAGAUAAUUGUGACAAGAAUGACUUUAGAAACCCAAUUUGGCAAGAUUAUGUGGAUGAUGAUGAUGAAGAUGAUAUUAUGUAUUCCAGGAAAGAUACUCACUUCCAAGUCCUCACUGAUCCAUUACAGAUCAUGAAAUACUUUGAGUUAGAAAUGGACAAUAUAGUAAAAAAUUUUUUCUUUGGAUUCAAGACUGAAGGACAAAAUUCAUUUAUGAAUGCACUUCCAUUUACACCUCCAGAAGGAGAAAGUUUACGUGACAAAGUGUUAAAAUCUCAUGAUGAUAAUUCUAGUCAAGUGGAGCCAAAAGUAGAUGUAGACUUGGAUGGAAAGAUUACACCAGAUAAUUUUUUCAAUGACUGGCAUCAGAAUACUGAACCAACAUCAAAAACACUCAUACCUUAUCAAAAUGUAAUUGGAAGCUCUAUAAGCAAAGUGUUUGUUCGUAAAGCUGAUGGUACAGUAGAACAGGAAAAAAUAGUCAAGGACAAUGAAGGAAAUGAAGAAAGAACUGUAUCAAAACAAAUUGGUGAUAAAUUACAUAUUAUUACUACAAGAAAAGAUAAAAAUGGAGUAGAAACUAAAACAGAAAAUAUGGUUGAUAUAGAUGAAAGUAAAUUAGAAGGAAACAAGCGGUUACCAUUAAUCCUCCCUGAUAGUCCCCAUAAUUUUAAUUGGAAUUACUUUCCUUGGGAAAAAUUUUUUAAACCAGAUCCAAAAUUGUAG